AUGUCCACUGCUAAGCGUCUCGUUCUUUCCCUGCGGGGCAGAAAGCAGUCGUCGCCUGGAGGUGUUGUGCCCUGUGACCCGGGUUCGAGUUCAAGCAGCACGCGACUGGUGAUAGGAGGCGGCGGGUCCCGAUACAGCGGGGCUCAAUGCCCUUCCCCUGGGGGAGAUCAGCACCAUCACACCAGCUUCUGCAGUAACCACGAGCUGGAUGAGAUCGCGGUUGUGUCCACAAACGCCGAUCCCCUACACGUUAAAUAUGGCAGUGGGUCUCUUACAGCUGCCAACGGACCGAGACUUGUACCAGGGAUCAUAACCACUUCUGGCCGGAUGAUCGGAGAGCGGCUGAGUGCCUCUGGGACGCGUCUUAACACCUCGAGCCCAGUGCAGUCGGCUUAUCACGGCAACAAAAGCAGCACGGAGAGCGUCCCUCGUUCCAGCACCGGUGGUCUCAAGUCCGUAUCCAGGCAAAGCCUCCUUGAUAUCGUAAGCUGUCGGCUCGGGGUCGGCCGAAACAAGCAGCAGCAGCACCAGCGAUACUUCUCGUCAUCGCGGGAUUCGCUGGCAGCUGCCUAUGUAAACCGGGCUGCGGCUGUUUCGUCUACUGCAUCCGAGCUGGAUCUGAGUCGCAAGACGCGUCGGCGCGACCUGAGGGGGCGUCUCAAGUUGCCAGCUACCGUCACCCUAGCGUCAUCCACCUGUGGAAACGAGCCACCACUGCUCGGACACUGGGGACAUCGUGGGGCAUCGGGCGGCGGGCCAGGUGGCACGGGUUCAGGCUCGGGCAACCAGAAUGGCACGUCAUCAUGCGACGGCGGUGACCGCUAUCAGCACCGCCGAAAUGGCUACUAUCCUCGCUUGAGGGCCGGAGCGCCCAAUUGGUCCUUCGUGUUUGACCCAGCUGGACGCCUCUGCUACUACUGGUCCAUGGUAGUGUCACUCGCCUUCCUGUAUAACUUCUGGGUCAUCAUCUACCGCUUCGCCUUUCAGGAGAUCAAUGGAGAAACGAUUGUGGUGUGGUUCUGUCUGGAUUACCUUGCAGACUUCCUCUACCUUGCCGACAUCGUGUUCCACUUCCGGACAGGAUAUCUAGAGGACGGUGUGCUGCAGACAGACUCGACUAAGCUACGUAAUCACUACAUGAACUCCACCACAUUCUACAUCGAUUGCCUCUGUCUUCUGCCGUUAGAUUUCCUUUAUCUCUCGAUAGGUUUCAAUUCUAUUCUCCGCUCAUUUCGUCUAGUCAAGAUAUAUCGGUUCUGGGCUUUCAUGGACCGGACUGAGAGACACACAAAUUAUCCGAAUUUGUUUCGAUCCACGAGUUUGAUACAUUAUUUGUUAGUGAUCUUCCACUGGAACGGUUGUCUCUAUCAUAUAAUAUAUAAGAACAACGCGUUUGGUAGUAAGAACUGGGUGUAUGGUGAUAGUGAGACUGCGGACGUCGUAAAACAGUAUCUACAGAGUUAUUACUGGUGUACCCUGGCGCUGACCACGAUAGGGGACUUGCCCCGUCCGCGCAGCAAGUUCGAGUAUAUGUUCGUUAUCCUGCAACUGCUCUUCGGCCUCCUGUUGUUCGCAACUGUACUGGGUCACGUGGCCAACAUCGUCACCAGCGUCAGUGCUGCUCGCAAGGAAUUCCAGGCCAAACUGGAUGGCGUCAAGACGUACAUGAGGAUGCGCCGUGUCCCAAACCAUCUUCAGGUGAAAGUCAUCAAGUGGUUUGACUACUUGUGGCUGACGCAGAAAUGUUCCGACGAAGAGAAAGCUGUCAGCUGUCUUCCAGAUAAGCUGAAGGCAGAAAUAGCAAUCAACGUGCAUUUGGACACCCUGAAGAGAGUGGAGAUCUUCCAGAACACCGAAGCGGGCUUCCUGUGUGAGCUAGUGCUGAGGUUACGCCCUGUCCUCUUCUCUCCUGGAGACUACAUUUGUAGGAAAGGUGAGGUGGGGAAAGAGAUGUACAUCGUUAACAGGGGGCGCCUGCAGGUAGUGGCUGAUAAUGGUCGGACAGUUCUUGCCACACUCAAAGCUGGCUCCUACUUCGGAGAGAUAUCCAUCCUCAAUAUGGGUACCGCAGGCAACCGGCGCACUGCAUCAGUUCGGUCGGUGGGCUACAGCGAUCUCUUUGUCCUCUCGAAGACUGAUAUGUGGGAUGUGCUGAAGGAGUAUCCAGCUGCCAGGGUGCGGCUUGAGGCCAUCGCUGUCAAGCGCCUUGAGAAGUACAAGAGGGCGCCGCUAGAGAGGGAUACUUGGGGUGGUGAGAUGGAGGAGAUGUCAUCGUUGUGGCGCGGAGUUGGCGCUCUGCGGCUGCAGUCGGGCAGACAAGUGCUGCCAUCGGGCGCUGCAAUGGGUCGCAGUCAAUCUACGCCAGGUCUGGUGGAAUCUCGAGGUCGAAUUCCAUUGGAAGAUAUGUGGGUGUCUCCAUUAGAGCCAGUUAUUACAGGGGGGUCAUCACUAGGACCGCCACCAUACUCAGCCAACUCCCUCUUCAGCCCCACACUUAGUCCAACUUCCAGGUCUCUGCACGGGCGCGUGCGCACCAUGGAAUCACCCCUGUCAGCCACAUCGAGUGGACUGUCUUCAGAUGAUGAGCGGAGGGGCAGUGGGGUCCAGGCCCCAUGCCGUCAUGUGCCUCAACCAGGUGCUCGUACAGGCUCCACUUCUCGCAGUUAUGGGUCAUGUGCCGGAGAAGCUCAUGCCGGUUCAGGUGUCCGGUCUGGUACCAGUACCACACUGACUCAGCUGCUAGAAACCACACCUCUUGUUGCAUCCUGCGCCAGUGAGCAUUCAUCUGCCUCACCUGUUAGUGGGGACCUACCCACAGCUCGGGCAUCUGCUGCAGGCCAGCUGUUGCCGUGCAACAGUAUAACUCAGCUAGAAGGGGAUGAUGAGAGGGAAACAACAUCACUAAUGUCACAUGAGGCCUUAAUCGCGGAGAUCAAGCGUCUGCGUGAACGACUCGUUACGUUGGAAACAGAGAAUGCAUCCAUGAGCAUCAAGUUGAGUCAGCAACAGUGGGAGGUUGAGCAUCGCCUAGCUGAGAUAGAGAUGCAGAUCUGUGGGGCCAGUAGUGGUGGGAGCAGCACGGAAGACAAUGAACGUAAUCGUGAAUCCAUCAUUUAACACCAGAGACCGCUGCUGCCUGGUGUCCUCACCACUGGCAGCAGCCAUCACAAGUCUCGCAUAGUAUCAUCACAUCCUGUUCAUCACAAGCCCACUCAAUUAAACUUGGCCUAUGUGCUGGUACAGUUUUGCUUGUUUUGUACCAUAGUGAAGUUGGAAUGCUUCUUGGCCAUUCUGUGUGCCAGGCAGCUCACUAUACAUAAUACUUUCAUUAGGAUGUGCGGUCAAUAUGAGUGGUACCAACACUCCAGUUUUUAGGUACACAGACUAUGUUUUAGACUAACACAGUUUGAUAAAAUGCAUUUCUUUUGGAAACAAUUUUUUUAUGUUUAUGUUCUUCCCCCUUGAACUUCUUGCACUGAGCAUAAGGCUCAUAUUUGAUAAUCAAUAUACUAUUUGGAUAUUGACACAGAAGGAAUCAGAAGGGAACAUUUUUGUCAUUGGGGCUAAGACUUAUGGACCAUCUUAGCAUUGAUUCAGAAUUUGUGUUACCAUUUAAUUUAAUUCUGCUAAAAUUAGUUAAGCACAGGGACAACUUUACCUUUAUAAAGUAUAUAAAUACCAGUUCCCUUAUAUUUUUCAUGCUGGAUCACUUCCAUUAUACUGCCAGAAUUUCGGGUAUAACUGCAAUCAGAUGAUGCAUUCUUGACAUGGUAGCACAGUCAUCUCAGAGUAGCCUCCACUGUGUUAACAAAAGACAUUCUAAAUAUUGUUACUUGGAAAUCAUCAUGCUGUAACUGGCUCAGAUUAAUGCAUGAUAUUUAUACAGUGGCCAUCUUGUAGUGCACUCAAUUUCACCUGUUACUUCACGACA
Molecule: messenger RNA, 3931 nt
Organism: Cryptotermes secundus
Lineage: Eukaryota; Metazoa; Arthropoda; Insecta; Blattodea; Kalotermitidae
Product: potassium/sodium hyperpolarization-activated cyclic nucleotide-gated channel 3
Exons: 15
Coding region: 1-3117 (1038 amino acids)
Biological process (GO): monoatomic cation transmembrane transport
Cellular component (GO): intracellular cyclic nucleotide activated cation channel complex; plasma membrane
Molecular function (GO): intracellularly cGMP-activated cation channel activity; intracellularly cAMP-activated cation channel activity; cGMP binding
Source: RefSeq, a predicted model, not a curated record